AUCUCUUUCUCGUUUCUCCCUCUCUCUGUCUCCAUCUGUCCGUUAAUAUUGUAAUAAACUAGUUGUAAGUCUGGCAGCGCCAACUUUGCAUAUCGAUACAUAUGCAUCGAUACAUGCAAUUGGCGAUCUUGAUAAAUGUUGUGCAGUGCUGCCCAUCAUAAAAUUAAUUGGCAACACGUUAACUGCAAUUGUUUGAAUUGCAAAUAAAUAUUUAGUUAAAGCCCCAUUUCUGUCUAAUGGCAAGCAAACAUUGUUUAUCGUUGUCCUGGCAACCGAGGCCGGCAAUAACAAAGUAAAUAAAAUGCAAAGCGGCAUUUGGUAGUUUUUGCACCCAUACAGAUGGAAGUGGAUAUGGAAAUUAAAAGUAGCAACAGCUACUAUUAUUAUGGCCAGCCAUUAAUACCACAAAAGUCGAAUUUAAUCUUGCAAAUGUUGUUGCAAGCAAACGCCUAUGUCUCAAUACUCUGGAGCGUCAGCUAUUUGCUGCAUCUCUGCUUCUGGUCGCAUCUGCUGUGGAACUAUACGGGUCUGGCCAUGCUGCUGGCCUACGUGCUGGCCGUUGGCACUGAGUGGUUGCGUCUCUAUGCCAGCUACUCCAUCAAUCUGACCACAAAUGCCACGACCAUGUGGCUGUUUCUAACACUGACGCCCUGUGUGCUGUUGCCUGCCUUGGUCUACUUGCGUCUGGCCGUCGUCUAUGCCAACCUCUGGCUGCACUUGCUAUCGCAUGCACAAUUUGUGCUCAUCGGACUGGAGGCGCUAACGGCGCUCAUCUGCCACGUUUGCAGCCUGGCCACAGACAAGAGGAACACAAAUGCACUUAAAUCAAAUGGGCAGCUAUAAAGUUUAUGUGAUAAAACAUUAA
Messenger RNA from Drosophila arizonae, 865 nucleotides. RefSeq lists its product as uncharacterized. The record is from RefSeq and is a predicted model, not a curated record. NCBI's taxonomy places the organism in Eukaryota, Metazoa, Arthropoda, Insecta, Diptera, Drosophilidae.